Parnassius apollo (apollo) is the source of this 2130-nucleotide messenger RNA. The record is from the annotation of a GenBank genome assembly. NCBI's taxonomy places the organism in Eukaryota, Metazoa, Arthropoda, Insecta, Lepidoptera, Papilionidae.
UUGGCGAGCGAGCUAACAAACAGUGUUCACUCGGUGUGGCGGUGUACUUGCAGCCAAGUGCGUGAUCCCGUGCCUGGGCGGCGGGCGGUGCCGCGGCGUGAACCGGUGCCGCUGCCCGGCGGGGCUGGGCGGGCGCCACUGCGAGGUGGGGCGGCGCGGCGAGUGCGCGCGGCCGUGCCGCCACGGCACGUGCCUACAGGGCGCCUGCGUCUGCGAGCCCGGCUGGCGCGGUCGCUACUGCCACCGUACGCACGGUACCGCCAUCCUUGCUCCUUUUACAGCACAGCCUUCACGUGUGCAAUAUUUCAUUCGAUUUGUGCCUGCGAGCCCGGCUGGCGCAGUCGCUACUGCCACCGUACGCACGGUACCGCCAUCCUUGCUCCUUUUACAGCACAGCCUUCACGUGUGCAAUAUUGCAUUCGAUUUGUGCCUGCGAGCCUGGCUAGCGCGGUCGCUACUGCCACCGUACGCACGGUACCGCCAUCCUUGCGCCUCCUUUUACAGACAGCCUUCAGGUGUGCAAUAUUUCAUUCGAUUUGUGCCUGCGAGCCCGGCUGGCGCGGUCGCUACUGCCACCGUACGCACGGUACCGCCAUCCUUGCUCCUUUUACAGCACAGCCUUCACGUGUGCAAUAUUUCAUUCGAUUUGUGCCUGCGAGCCCGGCUGGCGCGGUCGCUACUGCCACCGUGCGCACGGUACCGCCAUCCUUGCUCCUUUUACAGCACAGCCUUCACGUGUGCAAUAUUUCAUUCGAUUUGUGCCUGCGAGCCCGGCUGGCGCGGUCGCUACUGCCACCGUACGCACGGUACCGCCAUCCUUGCUCCUUUUACAGCACAGCCUUCACGUGUGCAAUCUUUCAUUCGAUUUGUGCCUGCGAGCCCGGCUGGCACGGUCGCUACUGCCACCGUACGCACGGUACCGCCAUCCUUGCUCCAUUUACAGCACAGCCUUCACGUGUGCAAUAUUUCAUUCGAUUUGUGCCUGCGAGCCCGGCUGGCGCGGUCGCUACUGCCACCGUACGCACGGUACCGCCAUCCUUGCUCCUUUUACAGCACAGCCUUCACGUGUGCAAUAUUUCAUUCGAUUUGUGCCUGCGAGCCCGGCUGGCGCGGUCGCUACUGCCACCGUACGCACGGUACCGCCAUCCUUGCUCCUUUUACAGCACAGCCUUAACGUGUGCAAUAUUUCAUUCGAUUUGUGCCUGCGAGCUCGGCUGGCGCGGUCGCUACUGCCACCGUGCGCACGGUACCGCCAUCCUUGCUCCUUUUGCAGCACAGCCUUCACGUGUGCAAUAUUUCAUUCGAUUUGUGCCUGCGAGCCCGGCUGGCGCGGUCGCUACUGCCACCGUACGCACGGUACCGCCAUCCUUGCUCCUUUUACAGCACAGCCUUCACGUGUGCAAUAUUUCAUUCGAUUUGUGCCUGCGAGCCCGGCUGGCGCGGUCGCUACUGCCACCGUACGCACGGUACCGCCAUCCUUGCUCCUUUUACAGCACAGCCUUCACGUGUGCAAUAUUUCAUUCGAUUUGUGCCUGCGAGCCCGGCUGGCGCAGUCGCUACUGCCACCGUACGCACGGUACCGCCAUCCUUGCUCCUUUUACAGCACAGCCUUCACGUGUGCAAUAUUUCAUUCGAUUUGUGCCUGCGAGCCCGGCUGGCGCGGUCGCUACUGCCACCGUACGCACGGUACCGCCAUCCUUGCUCCUUUUACAGCACAGCCUUCACGUGUGCAAUAUUUCAUUCGAUUUGUGCCUGCGAGCACGGCUGGCGGGGUCGCUACUGCCACCGUACGCACGGUACCGCCAUCCUUGCUCCUUUUACAGCACAGCCUUCACGUGUGCAAUAUUUCAUUCGAUUUGUGCCUGCGAGCCCGGCUGGCGCGGUCGCUACUGCCACCGUACGCACGGUACCGCCAUCCUUGCUCCUUUUACAGCACAGCCUUCACGUGUGCAAUAUUUCAUUCGAUUUGUGCCUGCGAGCUCGGCUGGCGCGGUCGCUACUGCCACCGUACGCACGAUACCGCCAUCCUUGCUCCUUUUACAGCACAGCCUUCAGGUGUGCAAUAUUUCAUUCGAUUUGUGCCUGCGAGCCCGGCUGGCGCGGCCGCUACUGCCACCGCAAACACGAUAA